This is a messenger RNA of Symbiodinium sp. CCMP2592, 2187 nucleotides long. NCBI's taxonomy places the organism in Eukaryota, Dinophyceae, Suessiales, Symbiodiniaceae. The record is from the annotation of a GenBank genome assembly.
AUGGCCGCGGAGGAUGGUGAGACGGAGAUGAACGAGGCUGACAAGGUGCAGCAGUCCAUCGCCGUGAAGGUGACGGUUCUUAAGGACCUGCAGGGUGCCCUGGAGCAGCAGCGCGUGAGCUUGGAGGCUUUGCACCGCAGGCAGUCUGAGCUCAGCGAGGAGAAUGCUGCGCUUCGCGAAUGCCUCGAGUCACUCGGCAUCCUCUGCGGACAGGCAUUCCUGAGCCGCUUGCACCGGCGACGCUUAGACCGAGUCCUCAGCCGGCACCCGAUGUCGCAGACGCAGGCGACACUCGAGGCGGUCCUGAGAACGUCCGAGCUGGCAGUGACCGUGGCCAACUACAGCGGGCCUUCGUUCUGCCAAUCGAUACCUGCUGCUCGAGGGAUCGCUGUGAGCACUCCCGAGUUGGAUCGCUUAUUCCCGGCUUCCAUCUACGUGGUAGGAGGAGCUGGCAGCGUGUCGAACCGGCCUUUGCGCACGUUAGAAUGCUUCAGCCCAGCUACGAAGCAGUGCGAGACCCGAGCCCCCAUGUUGCAGCCACGCUGUGUCUGUGCAGCCGUUGCCUGCGGCGACGCGAUCUACGCAAUAGGAGGGCGCGGCGCAGAUGGACCACUUGACAGCGUGGAGUGCUACUACCCUGCCAAGGAUGUCUGGGUACCGGCUCCGCCUCUGAAGAGCUGCAGCGGCUGGCUCGCGGCCACCAGUGCCUGGCAAGGAGUUUGCGUGGCUGGCGGCGAUCGGGAUGAAGCAAACCUCGACUGCCUCGACUCCGUGGAGUUCUUCCAGCCAUCGCUGCGACGCUGGAUUCCACUGCCGCCGAUGGGCACGGCGCGGUGGGCAUCAGCGGCAGCCUUCAUGGCAUCGGCGGCAGCAUUCACAGAAGGCGCAGCCUUCGUGGCUGGGGGCUACGGCCGCGGCGAGAAGGUGCUUUCCAGUGUGGAAUGUCUCGCCUUAGGCGAGAGGGGGUGGCGGAGGCUGCCGUGCUUGCCCACCCCGCGAGCAGCCCAUGCUAUGUCUGCGGUAGCGGGCAAGCUCUAUGUGGCGGGUGGCCAUGGUCUCGAGGACCAGCCCUUGUACUCGGUGGAGCGCUUCGAUCUUUACCUGGGCUGCUGGGAGACACUGCCGAGCUUGGAUCUCGUCCGGGGCACGCUCAGCUCGGCAUGUUGUUCCAGCAAGCUGUACAUCUUCGGCGGCAACGAGGUCAGUUCCGUAGUCGCCGAAUGCUUCAGUCCUCAAGAAGGCUCCUGGGUGUCGAUGGGAAGACUUACAACAUCACGUCGAUGCUUUGCUGCAGCACUGGAACUCCUACCAGAAGCAUGCCAUGGUAGUAUGGCACGACACUGUAUGAGCCUUCACCUGAACUUGGCGCAGGCCUGUUUGCAGCUCAAGGCCUUUGAGGCCACGGUGCAUCACGCCACGCGAGCGUUGAAAGUGGACCAAGACAAUGCCAAGGCUUUUUUCCGGCGUGGCUUGGCGCAGGAGGCCCUGGGCAAAACCCAGGCUGCGGCGAACGACCUACAGCGUGCUGCCAGGAUAGAGCCACGCAACGCGGAUAUCCGCCGGAAGUAUGAAGAGCUAAAGAAAGCUCUUCAAGAGAUGGAGAAGAAGCAGGAAGAGGAAGAGGGGCCGGUCGACCAUGACAUCAGCUCAUUGCCUAGGGCUUGGCUGGAAGUCGCCAUCGACGGUGCUGAAGCCAAGAGAGUAGUCUUUGCCCUUUAUGCCGACACUGUGCCAAAGACAGCGGAGAAUUUCCGCCGGCUUUGCACGGGCGAGCAUCCAGGAACCACAGCGCGUGGGAAACCAUUCCACUACAAGGGCAGCAUCUUGCAUCGUAUGAUUCCUGGUUUGAUGAUCCAGGGUGGCGAUUUCGAGAAUGCCAAUGGGACGGGCGGAGAGUCCGUUUGGUCACGGCGAUUCGCUGAUGAAGGCUUCAGGGACCCCGUCUCGCGACGAGGUCUUCUCUGCAUGGCAAACGACGGCCCCAACACGAACGGAUCCAACUUCUUCGUUUCCUUCGCGGAGGCAGAACACCUUCACAGGAAGCAUGUUGUCUUCGGAGAAGUCUUCAGCGGGUUGGACUUAUUGGACGAGCUGGAGAAGCUCGAGACCAACGAGGAAUGCAGGCCCUUGGUGGAUUGCAUUGUCGUGGACUGCGGUGCCGAUCAGCGUCGCAUCACGGAAGGCUAG